Molecule: messenger RNA, 3531 nt
Organism: Purpureocillium lilacinum
Lineage: Eukaryota; Fungi; Ascomycota; Sordariomycetes; Hypocreales; Ophiocordycipitaceae
Source: RefSeq, a predicted model, not a curated record
AUGGCCAGCGAGACCGACAUGCGACGCCACACCGCCGCCGCCGUACCCAGCGCUUCCGACGACACUGAUACCGACGCUGCCCGCCGUGAUGCCGUCGCCCCCGUCGCCGUGCCCGCACUAGACGCCUGCGAAAGCAAUCCCACGCAAGCUCCGAAGCAAAAGAAACACACAACACAAUCGGCCAUCGAUGAUGCUAGCGCCUCCCUGUCCCGCAACCCGAGCCACGAGUCCGCCUCUACCGCCAAUCGUCCCGAUACCCCCCCAAGUCCGCAGCCCGAGCUUAGCAGACACAAACGCUUCUCUGUCUUGCGCUUCCGCAAUGCCUCCGACUCUCAGCUUUCCCUCAGGGCAAAGCAGCAGGCCGAGAACCCUCCACCCUUGCCUCGACCUCCCGCCAUCAUCACGACUGCACCGACCAACGACAUCACAGGCCCGAAGAAGAUGUCCUCCCGCAUGAAUCUGGCGGCCAAAUUUCGACGGUCUAAUGACGUUCAACGCUCCAUCACAUCCAAGAGCAACUCUCUUCAACUGUCUAGAAGCUCAGUUGUGCUGCCUGAAAGACUCGAGGACGAGUCGCCAGCCAAAUAUCUUACCCGUCUCGAGGACACUGUUAGUCGGAGGGUUAUUGCCUCAGCCUUGUCAAAGGGUACUGACCCGUUCUCCGCCGCCGUCCUGAGAAGCUAUAUGCGCAGCUUCGGUUUCUUCGGAGAUCCAAUGGAUAUGGCAAUCCGCAAGUUGCUAAUGGAAGCCGAGCUCCCCAAAGAAACGCAGCAGAUAGAUCGUUGCUUGCAGGCAUUUGCGAACCGGUACCAUGAGUGCAACCCCGGUAUCUACAACUCCCCCGAUCAAGCGUACUUCAUUGCGUUCUCGCUCCUUAUCCUUCACACGGAUGUCUUCAACAAGAACAAUAAGCACAAGAUGCAGAAGUCGGACUACCUAAAGAACACGCGCGGCGAGGGCAUUUUUGAUGACAUCCUGGAAUGUUUCUACGACAACAUAUCAUACACGCCUUUUAUUCACGUGGAAGAUGAUCUCGACCUGAGCCAAGAGCGUGUCACCUCGAGCAAGACCAAGAAGAAGCAGCUCCUCCCGGGGAACCCCGGAGAUGCUGCAAAGCGCGCUGCCAAAGAACCCAUAGACCCUUAUACGCUGAUACUGGAUGGUAACCUCGAUGCUCUGCGACCAAACCUCAAGGACGCGAUGCACCUAGACGACCACUACAACUAUCUCGGCACGGCAACCUGCCUCAACCUCAAAGAUUUGCAGAAUACCUUUUUCAAGACGGGCGUGCUGCAGAUCGUCUCGGCCCGCUCUCGACCCGACGCAUUCAUGUCGGAAAAGACGGCCACAAACCCGGAGGACGCUCAUCCCGGCAUUGUGGACAUCAAGAUAACCAAGGUGGGCUUGCUGUGGCGCAAGGACUCCAAGAAGAGAAAGACCCGUUCCCCGUGGCAGGAAUGGGGAGCCAUCCUCACGGGCGCUCAGCUGUACUUCUUCCGCAACACGAGCUGGGUUAAGAACCUGAUGCAUCAGUACGAACACCACGUCAAGGUUGGCAACGACGGCAUUCCCAUAAUCUUCAAGCCACCGCUGGAGGAGUUCAAGCCAGAUGCGUUGAUGUCUACCCACGGUGCUGUUGCGUUGAUGGAUUCCACCUACAAGAAGCACAAGAACGCCUUUGUUUACGUUCGGCAAGGUGGGCUCGACGAGGUCCUCCUCGCAGACACUGAGGAAGAGCGGAACGACUGGCUGGCCAAACUCAACUACGCCGCCGCAUUCAGAACGUCUGGAAUCCGGAUGCGCGGUGUUGUCGGAGGCAACUACGAUGGCCAGGGCCGACGGGGCAUUCGACGUCUCGACAGCUCUGACGCCACCCAGCUCGUACAGACGCCGACCGGUCCUGUGUCGAUCGCGCGAGGGAAGAUUGACCACAAGAUGGCAGAGGACAUUCAGACGGCUCGACGAGACGGAAUGCAGCAAAAGAUUACAGAAGCAGAGCACAAAGUGGAGGAUGCUCAAAAGCAAUUGGACGAGCAACUUCGAAACGCCCGUCAUUUGCAGAUACUAGCUCCGAUCCAGCCCAGGACCAGAGAGCAGCUUCUGUCGGCCGCCGCACGCCAGUCAGCCCAACUGAAGUGGACGAGGAUGGAGAUCUGGAGGGAGAAGUGCCAUCGAGACAUCCUGGUCCAAGACCUCGCAGACGACCGGCCAGCAACUGCAUCGACUGCGGCGACGUCGCCGUCUAAAAUUCACACAGAUCCCGAGACUGCUUCGUCUCCGACGCCGCGACCGAUGUCUACUCGGCUGGAGUCACAGGCAAAGAGGCAAACCUCCACCGAUAGAAGCCCACAGACGCCCACAGACUCGAGUCUCGCGCCCACCCUCAGCGCCGCUGCAGCAGGAGAGGAAGCUGGCGGAGACUCGUUGCAGACGACACCGCAGGCUAGCACGAAACACCGUCCGCCAUCGCGAGAGGUUGGCCAUGCUAUGCCCGACAUGAAGAGUCCGCGUCAUGGAUCCAUUUCGAGCAUUGCCGCCUCGCCCAUCCAACCCCCAGCUUCCAACCCCCAAUCAUUACGUCCUCUGUCUCGCGAAGGAGGGGACUCCACAGCAUCCAACAAUGCCGAGUCCAACCACGACGAUGUCGAUGCUAGUGAGCGCGACUUCUUGAAGCAAGCUGGACUGUGGGAGGCCAGAAAUGCAAGGGGAUCCGUGGACAAGGCCACCAUCUCCACCUCGGCAGAGAGCGCCGAACACGUCGCUCCUGCUGAGCGCGACCGGCUCGAGAGGAGCAAGAUCAGGCGGAGCCUCCAGCGCACACUUAGGGAUAGCGCAGGCCACCUUUCCCAUCAUCGCAGUCGGAGAGGCAGGGAACCUGCGCCUGGUGUCUCGUCAGAGGAUACCCCGCAAGAAGUCAUACUGUCCCGCGGGACCGGAAGUUUCGUCGUGCACGGCAAGAAGGCAUCUGUCAUCAAUAUUGGGACCGAGAUCCAGAGCAUGACACAAGACGAAAAGAUUCUCGCUCGAAAGCAGCAGCAGCAGCAGCAGCCCCAGCAACAAGAACACGUAGUGUCGCCGACUUCCUUCGAUGAGGAGCACGAAGAUGCCUAUCACUCCGCACCGGAGACACCGUCGGAGUCGAACGAGUCGAACGGCCGACGGGAAUCCGUCGCCAGCGUCAGCACUACCACGGCACGGAGCUUCAGGGAGCUCCAUCGCAAGUACUCCUCUGCGCAGGCAGCUAGAAGCGUUUCCGCGGGCGGGAGACUAGCUGUGCCAUCUGAUGGCGAAAGCGAGGCUGCCGUGAGCUUCUCGGACGGACGUCGAUCGCCGCUUCCCCUGAUCGAGACGGCUUCGGAAUCGGAAGGCGAGGAAGACGAAGAUGGCGCCAAGAAGAACGAAAGGUCGGGCCAACAAGCCACAACAGCCCGUGACUCAAAAGGCGACAAGCAUGUUGGUAGCGAUGAAGUCGGUCCACCGACCAGCUCAGGCCGUCGCUCGAGCUUGCCGGCAGAGAUAAUGACAGCGUGA